AGCAGUCAGGAGGAGCGUUUCCUGUUUUUCUAAGCAGAAGCAGCAAUGUUACUCACUUCUUCAGUGCUUACAGAUGUCGGUUAAUCAUUCACUUUUUUGUCUGUGAGGGGAAAAGAAUCUGUAAAGAACUUUACUUACAUUUAGCUUUGAGCAUUUCAUCACAUCUGGUUAAUAGACAGAACCUUCAUGAUGAGUAUGCCAGAGACACUGGAGACAGAGGAGGACCUUCUCACCUUUCUCCACAUUAAGUUUUACCACCCGCAGCAGGCUUGUAAGGGUCUCUAUAAUUUGCUCCCCCUGGGGACCAGGACCAGACACUGUGCUGAUGAUCUUCUCAGGCUGGGCCGUGAUACCCAGGCCUGCACCUACUCUCUGGCUGACCCCCGGGUGUCCCGCAAACAGCUGGCCAUAAACGCCUACCGUACCCCCCACAGCACGAAUUUGCUGUUUUCCAUCCAGAAUCUGAGCCAGAGGGGGCGACUGUCAGUGAACGGCUCCUCACUAAACUACCUGGAGAGGAUGGACCUUCCAGACAAGGCUCUGAUCCGGUUCGGAGAGUAUGAGAUGCUCAUCAUUCGAGAGUCUGGAGAGGCCAAGGCCAGUUUUGAGGUGGACCUAGAGGUGCUGCCAGUGCCUCCGUCCAGAGAGACAUGCACCGUUAUGCCUGGAAGGGCUCCUGUCAUGGACACGGGCCUGAUGUAUCAAUCUACAGCUGGGCUUGGAGAAGAGGGCUCUCAGGAGACUGAUGAGACACUCAUAUGUUAUUCAUGAUGAACAGACUGAACCUGACUAAAUAUCAAGGUAUUACACAUUGCUCUCCAUUUGUUAAGGCUAAAUUACAUCCCUAGCAUCCCUAUUUUAUUGUUAAAUCCUGAAAAUAUUUUAUACUUUUACAACUAGGUACAGUAUGAUAAAGCUGAAAUCAUAAAUGACUGCCUUGGGCGCAGUGCUGAUGGUGUAGGGGUUAAGCGCACAACCAUGUGCAGAGGCUACAGUCCUCGAAGCAGCCAUCCCGGGUUCAAGUCCCAGACCUGGCAACAUUUGCCGAAUGUCUGCCCCUCUCUCUACUCCUCUUUCCCUUCUGCUUACUGUCAAAAAAUAAAGGCCACUAGUGCUGAAACAAUAUCUUUAUAAAUGACUGCCUUCAUUUUUAUCAAUAUAAAUAUUGUAAUGUUUUGUGAAGUUAUUAUAACUUAAGCAAUAAAUGUUUGGUCUAAAAGCAUCUUUUAUAAAAGUAAUGUCAAAAAUCUCUCCAUGAAAGAGAUUAAAGCUUUAAUGUUUGGAGUGUGAUUUUUCUAUGUUGGUGUUCCAAAAAGACUUUCAGUUUAAUGAAAUAACAUUACCACAAACACAUAACAGAGAAGGGGUUUUUCAGGUUUGACCGAACAUUCAAGAUGCAUGUUUGUUUGUCUUUACUGAUAACAAAGGGCCCGACUUCUACUCUGUCGUUAUCUGCUAAAAUGAAUACAAACCCUGUCUUCCACAGGAUUACAUGAGAUCUUCUUUUCCUUGACAGUUUCCAAAAAUGAUUCAGUCAUGGAUCUUUUUCAAGACAAACAUGACCCAGAACUCAACAUGAAGCGCUGUCUGAUCUCCUGUGGUCCACAGAUUUGUAACUGGCUGUGUGAAAAGUCUCGGGUUGUCUGACAGAGCUCUGCUGAUCACCUCCUCACAGUGUUAUCAUUACGUGUCAACCAAUCAGAAGCUGUUUUUUUUCCAAAACCCAUUUUCUUUGUACCUGGCCCUUGUUUUCCUAGUUUCUGGGUUGAAAACACAGAGAAGUGGCUGUAAAAGCCUUCUAUUCGGGCCUGUGAGCUUCUCCAGCAGAACAUACGUGGGACAAACAUGAUCAAUGAUUCCACUCCAGCAGUUACUUAAUACCGUGCAGCAGUAAAUCACAUCAUUAGUUACUUCUGUGUCGACAGGUUUAAGUGUUUCAGUCACAAGACCUCCUGCUGUAAUAAAUUCACAUCCAAUAUAAAGAACCCCCUGCUGUUUGGCAGCCACUAACAGAUGCAUUUCUUUUCUAUUUGGCUAAAUAAUCUUAAUUUUAUCUUCUUAUCAGGAAAUGAACUGGCUGGUGCAUCUCAGUUAAUUAAAGUUAUUAAAUCUCUAUCAGUACAUAAAAGCUCUCGGGUUCUACCGUCCCAUGCCGGAAGUGAUUCUGUUCCUGUUGUUUUAAUAAACAUUUUAGAGCUUCA
Molecule: messenger RNA, 2201 nt
Organism: Girardinichthys multiradiatus
Lineage: Eukaryota; Metazoa; Chordata; Actinopteri; Cyprinodontiformes; Goodeidae
Product: TRAF-interacting protein with FHA domain-containing protein A-like
Exons: 2
Coding region: 187-771 (194 amino acids)
Biological process (GO): canonical NF-kappaB signal transduction
Molecular function (GO): protein binding
Source: RefSeq, a predicted model, not a curated record